AUGAUGUCUUCUCACUUUUAUCACACUUACUCGGGGAGACAAUGUACUAUAAUCGCCCGCCAAUCCCAUGUGGAUGUCGCUACUUCGACAAUAGCCACGGCGGUUGGGUUCCUGGCGAUACUUCCCCGAGGUCUCUCUGCAGGCCUACGCAACGAUCUGUCCUCCAUCUCCCGGACAGUCCUGACCCAGACCUUCACCAACCCCUCGAGUACACCUCUCAAAGGAGUCUCGUACACUUUUCCAUUAUAUGACGGUGUCAGCGUCGUGGACUACAUCUGCCAAGUUGGCGACCGAGUCCUCUACAGUCAGGUCAAAUUCAAGGAACAAGCCAAUAAAGACUAUACCGAAGCCGUAUCCCAGGGUCGACAGGCAAGUGUUCUCGACUACAGCGCCAGGGACGUCCUAAAUGUCCGGCUGGGGAAUGUCAAGGUGGGUGAACAGGUGGUCGUCGAGAUUACGUUCCUUAGCUAUCUCAAGCAGGAUGCUCAGGCGGAUGGUGUUCGCUACACGUUUCCGAAUAUCCUAGCCCCGCGGUAUGGUAGCCUGAAUGACAACCCGGCAUUUUGGUCGCGGUUUGGAAACCAGGCACAAAACCAAAGCAUAUCCAUCACCGUGGAUGUCCUCAUAGAAAAGCCUUAG
This is a messenger RNA of Aspergillus chevalieri, 639 nucleotides long. RefSeq lists its product as uncharacterized. Lineage: Eukaryota; Fungi; Ascomycota; Eurotiomycetes; Eurotiales; Aspergillaceae. The transcript is spliced from 2 exons. The coding region runs from base 1 to 639 and encodes 212 amino acids. The record is from RefSeq and is a predicted model, not a curated record.